Temnothorax curvispinosus is the source of this 2278-nucleotide messenger RNA. RefSeq names its product nuclear pore complex protein DDB_G0274915-like. The transcript has 7 exons. Bases 208 to 2124 code for a protein of 638 amino acids. Gene Ontology annotation, cellular component: nuclear envelope. Lineage: Eukaryota; Metazoa; Arthropoda; Insecta; Hymenoptera; Formicidae. Gene Ontology annotation, molecular function: nuclear export signal receptor activity; metal ion binding. The record is from RefSeq and is a predicted model, not a curated record.
AGUUCCCCAAAAGCCGUAAAGAUGCUACAACAAGCGUUUUUUCUUCGUACACGUGAAUGGAGGAACCAGAAGAAAAUAUAGCGACGAGGGAAGCGGAAGGGUACAAGAGCGGUGCCGUGUGCCGUGCGUUUCGAUAAGGACGACGUUGACGCGACGGAAGGCGGGAAGAAGCAUUCCCUUGUUUAUUCGUCUUCGGUGUGGAGCACAAUGGUUAUCUGCAAAUUUUAUCGGCAAGGCAAUUGUCGUUACGGACAAUAUUGCCAGUACGAGCACAUAAAUCAUUUCGGCAAUACCAAGAACGAGGAUGAUAUCAUUAUCUUGGUGGCCAAGGAGGUGCUUCUUGCCGAGCGAGGCGGACAGUGGUUGUUGUCGUGCUUUGCGCCGCUCAAAGAACGUCCCUGUAUCCCGGAUAUGGAGGAUUUGUCCCCUGAGGAAGUUCGAUGGGAGAUAUAUCACGCACAGAAGAACGGCAUGGUCGAACAGGCGAAACUACACUAUCAACAAUUGUGCCAAGACAUGAAGGCAAAAAGAGAGAUGCUGAAAAAUCCCUCGCGAGAGACAAUCUCAGUGCUGAAAAAACUGUUGGGAAGUGGCCAAAAAGCUCCUCAUCUGAACCUAGUCAAUAACACGCCGACCAAUAACGUAUUUGGAAACACAUCAUUCGGCGUGCAAAGUAAUAAUCCAUUUGGCGGAGGUGGAUUUACCUCGUCGAGUAACGCAUCGUCGAUAUUCGGAAAGUCUAAUAGCAAUAAUAAUACAACGUCCGUAUUUGGCGGUGCGACGAACUUCGGAAACAAUAUCGGCGGAUUUGGUACUGCGACGAGCGGUGCUGGCUCUAUUUUCGGAACACCGAGCACCUCGACGUCCUUCAGCGGCGUACAGAACAGCGCGCCGACGUUUGGAACGCCUCAAAACAAUCCAGUCUUCGGCGGAACGUCUCAAAAUGUGUUCGGUCAAAACAGCAAUGUAUUCGGCGGGACGGCCCAGCUCGGCAACGCGCCCACCACCUCGCUGUUCAACAAUCCGACGUCGCAGGCGAACACUUCGCUGUUCGGUGGGGCGACGACCACCGCCCCCAGCUUGUUCGGCGGCUCCGCCGCUGGAUUACAGACAAACUCGGUCUUCGGCGUCUCCACCUCGUCAUCGUCCGGCUCUUUCAACGGCGGGGUAUUCACUCAGCCGAAAUCGCAGGUGCCUGCGUUCGGCGGAGCGCCCGUUUUCGCAGGGGUAACUCCUAACUAUGCCAACAAUCCCGCUGGCAACGCGAUGUUCGGCGGCGGUCAAACAUUCGGCGCUCCCGCGAUAUCCACGAGCGGUGUCUUCGGCGGAUCCACGGUCACCGUUACGCCGGGUUUUGGCGCGGCAGCCGCCAUCACAACGCCGGCUUUCGGUACGUCCGUUGUAUCCACGACGCCAGGUUUCGGUGGAUCCGUCGCUACCACGACGCCUUUUGAUCUGAAUCAACAGCCCAGCAAUAAUACCACCUUCGGGACGACGGUAUCCGCUCCGAAUGUCUUUGGUGCACAAAACACCGAUCCCACCAUGCCGGUAGGCACUAUGUCGUUUGGCGCGCCAGCUGUCGCGAUCAGCGGCCCGUUCGUCACCACUAGCUCGCAGCAAUUCGAUUCUACAAGCGUGAGCUCGGCGCCGUUUGCCGGCACGGGAUUCGGCGUGGCCGUUCCGAGUACAAAUAGCACGUUUGGCACCACAGAGACAGCUUCCAAUUCGAUAUUCGCAAACGCAGGAACUACCUUUGCAACCUCCAACGGAACCGUUCCAAACCCGUCGCUGUUUCCCACACCGACAUUCGGCAAUGUCAACACUUCCUCUCCGUUCGGUCCGAACGUUGGCACAACUCUUACGUCAACGGCCGCAAACCCAUUUGCACCGCGGAUGCAACAAGGCGGUUCACCGUUUGGAAGAAUCGCGCAAAAUCAGUCUAACAUCAACGCUUCUCCGUUUGGAAAAUCACCGUUCAACACCACUGCAACCAGCACCGUCAUCGAUGAUACUAUUUAUAGUGUGGAUAGUGCAUUAACGGACGAUGAAAAGAAUAUGUUCUUGGCUGAAGAAUUUAUUAUCGGCAAAAUACCACUCAAGCCUCCUACUAAAGAUUUAAGCUGACUGGAUGCCAUUUGCGGACUUAUAGUGAUAUGUAUUUAAAUAUACGCUCUGUGAUAAUGACACUUUACUUUCUACUGUCUGUAAAUAUCCAAAUCUUUAUACGACUGAAGUACCUAAUCAGGUUCUUAAUAUAGAUCAUGUUUAUGUAACUAAA